UCCCUGGUUCUCUGGCUCCCUGGCUCUGAAGAUGGCGGCGGGUACGCGCUCCCCGAAGAGCGGGCUGCUGGAGCUGCGCGCUCCGGGUAGCGCGGGGCCCGGGCCCUGGCUGCGGGUCUUGGUCAGCCUGGCAGCGGACGUGGUGACUGUGAGCGCCGCGCCGGCUAGCGGCGAGCCGGAGCCGGGGCCAGGUUCGGAGCCUGCGUCCGCGUCCUUGCCCCAGCUCAACGGCGCGGAUCCCGGGACGCCCGCAGUCCCCGGAGCUCCCGCAACACCGCCGCUGCCCCACGCGCUGCUCAACCAGAAGCGGACCGUGCGCGUGGUGAAGCAGGAGGCGGGCGGGCUGGGCAUCAGCAUCAAAGGUGGCAGAGAGAACAAGAUGCCCAUUCUCAUCUCCAAGAUCUUUAAGGGAUUGGCAGCUGACCAGACAGAGGCUUUGUUUGUGGGGGAUGCUAUCCUGUCCGUGAAUGGUGGAGACCUGUCUACAGCCACUCAUGACGAGGCAGUGCAGGUGCUCAAGAAAACUGGCAAGGAGGUGGUUCUGGAGGUCAAGUACAUGAAGGAGAUCUCGCCGUAUUUCAAGAACUCUUCAUCAGGGGCUACCGUAAGCUGGGAGUCACCGGCUGCCUCCUCCCCGACCCUCUGCCCUCGAGAGCUCAAGGAGGGGAAAAACGUCUCCUUGAAGAUGGCCUAUGUCUCGAGAAGGUGUAUCCCUGCAGAUGCUGAGCGCAGGUAUUUGGAGCUGCGCUCUGCGGACGGCCGUGACGUCCUCUUCCUGAGGGCCAAGGAUGAGGCGGGUGCCCAAGCCUGGCUGGCUGCCAUCCAGGCCAACAUCCACGCCCUUGUGCCCUGGGUCACCGACGAGCUGCGGGCCCUUCUCGCAGGAGCUGGAGGUGUUGCUGGGAGCAAGGAAAUCAAGCGGAUAGGCUGGCUAACCGAGCAGCUCCCAGGUGGGGGAACAGAGCCUGUUCUGGCCAUGCUGACGGAGAAGGACCUUUUGUUCUAUAGCACUCUCCCCCAGAGCCGAGAAGCCCUCAACGCGCCCGGCCGCAGCUCUCCGCUCAUCGCCACAAGGCUGGUGCAUUCUGGCCCCUCUAAAGGCUCUGUUCUCUAUGACUCAGAGCUUUCCUUCGCGCUGCGCUCGGGGACCCAUCAGGGUGUGGAGACACACCUGUUCAGUGUGGAGUCCCCCCGGGAGUUAGCCACCUGGACCCGCCUGCUGGUGGAUGGCUGCCACAAUUCUGCGGAGGUAGUGCAGGAGGUAUCCACAGCCUGCACGUGGAACGGACGCGCCUGUAGCCUGUCUGUGCACAUCGACAAGGGCUUCACUCUCUGGGCAGUGGAGCCUGGUCUGGCCAAAGCCCUCCUGCUGCAGCAGCCCUUCGAAAAGCUGCAGAUGUCCUCUGACGAUGGCUCCAGCCUGCUCUUCCUGGACUUUGGAGGGGCUGAAGGCGAGAUUCAGCUGGACCUUCACUCCUGCCCCAAAACCAUUGUUUUCAUCAUCCACUCCUUCCUUUCUGCCAAAGUCACCCGUCUGGGACUGAUGGCAUAAGGGCCCUGGAGGAGGAGCUUGGGGGGCCCAGGAAGAGAGGCCCACAGAGCUCCCUGAUGGACAGAAGCUGGAAGAGGAGAGCAGAGCGGCAAAGAACAGAGCCAGGAAACCAGUGGGCCCUGCCCAGGGUUGCCAGAAACCACUGUCUGAUGAGGGCUUUCGGGGGUGACCUCCUGAGACACAGUGACCCUGUGAAGGAGCAGCUGACCCCGAGGCUGUUCCCACACCAGUGCCUUGCAGAGUGAUAUUUUGUGUACAAAUAAGCCAUUCCUUAUUUGAUACUUUAGUGGCCAGAAGAAGCCAGGAAGAUGGAAGAACAAGAAGGUCUGCUCCCAGCUUCACUAGGACAGAGCCCCAGGGGACAGGCCGGCCUUUGGCCUAGCCAGGCCACAUGGACACAAGCUGUGAGUCUUGCAUUGGGCUGACCUGACCUGUCUCCUGGAGCCAUGGCUCUUUUUAUGGAGGGAGAGAAGCCCCUAUGCCCAGUGAGACCCUUGGACUUCCUCUAGAUGUGGUCCUUCCUGGUGCAAGAAGGAGAAAGAUACUUCCUGUUUCCUCAGCCCAAAUUCCACUGUGGAAUCUUUUCUCCUCUUUUGUGUUCUCUCUUCUCUUCUCUUCUCUUCUUCUUUUUUUUCUUCUCUUCUUUCUCUUCUCUCUUUCCGUCUCCCCCCCCUCUUUCCCCUCCCUCCCUCUCUCUCUCUUUUCCCCCCUCUCUUUUUUCUCUCUCUCUUUGUCUUUCCCUCUCUCUCCCCCUUUUUUCUCUUCUCUCUCCCUCUCUCUCUUUUUUCUCUCUUUCUCCCUCUCUUCCCCCCUCCUUUUUUUUUUUUUUUUUUUUUUUGCAUUCUCUUGGUGAAAUAAACAGCCCGACUUCACCACUG
Antechinus flavipes (yellow-footed antechinus) is the source of this 2430-nucleotide messenger RNA. RefSeq names its product syntrophin alpha 1 (gene SNTA1). Gene Ontology annotation, cellular component: intracellular anatomical structure; sarcolemma; neuromuscular junction. The record is from RefSeq and is a predicted model, not a curated record. The coding region runs from base 32 to 1552 and encodes 506 amino acids. Gene Ontology annotation, molecular function: structural molecule activity; protein binding. The transcript has 8 exons. NCBI's taxonomy places the organism in Eukaryota, Metazoa, Chordata, Mammalia, Dasyuromorphia, Dasyuridae.